Molecule: messenger RNA, 297 nt
Organism: Oikopleura dioica
Lineage: Eukaryota; Metazoa; Chordata; Appendicularia; Copelata; Oikopleuridae
Source: the annotation of a GenBank genome assembly
AUGCAAAGGAUCACGGGUGAACGCAAGUUACAAUUGCUUGCACAGCAACGAAAAAGAAAGAUGGAGAAGAAGCUCGAAGAAAAUCUUCAGCGAAGAAUUGAAGAAAUAGAAAGAGUGAAAGAACGCGCACAGAAUCGAGAAGCUGCAUUUGAACAUAUGAAGGAUAACCUGGAAUCGAUGGAGGAGGAGAGUAGACAAUUAUAUCACCGGUGCGAGAUGGCGAAGAUUGAAAUGAACGAGGUCCGGGAAGAGAUCAUUGAAGACAAAGCAGAAAAAAGCGAAAAGAAGAGGAAAUAA